UGUGGAUCAGGGUGGGGUGUUGCGCAUGCACGGUGGCUUUGGCCGCGUAAAUCUCCAUCAGUGUCUGUCUGGAGCGUCCUGCCGCUGCGCCGGAGCAAGAGAGAAGAGCCCGUCACCUGAAACCGAGAGGAAAUUCAUCAUCCACCUUUAGCAUCUCUGCAGGAUUGUCUGGAAACGUUCCACCAUCGCAUCCGGGUUGUUUUGUGCCGACGGCGGCGGGUGUCAUUGAGCUGCGGGGCGUCGCUUCUCCAAACGCGCAUCGGGAACCAUUACGCGUGCGGAUCUCCAGCCAUCAGCGCAGAGAUGUCCGGAUACCAGGGCAAAAAGAACAUCCCUCGCAUCACUAGUGACCGUCUUCUAAUCAAAGGUGCGAAGAUAGUGAACGAUGAUCAGUCUUUCCAUGCCGACAUCUAUAUGGAGGAUGGAGUCAUCAAGCAAAUCGGUGAAAACCUCAUAGUUCCUGGUGGCGUGAAGACCAUCGACGCCCACGGCAGGAUGCUUAUACCAGGUGGCAUUGAUGUUCAUACCCGCUUCCAGAUGCCUGACCGGGGCAUGACAGCCGCUGAUGACUUCUACCAGGGCACACGAGCUGCUCUCGCUGGCGGCACCACUAUGAUCAUCGAUCAUGUGGUCCCGGAGCCCGGCGUUAGUCUGAUCGCUGCCUUUAACCAGUGGAGGGAGUGGGCCGACCACAAGUCCUGCUGUGAUUACUCUCUCCAUGUGGACAUCACGGAGUGGCACAAGGGCAUGCAGGAGGAAGUCGAGGCGCUGGUCAAAGAUCACGGCGUCAACUCUUUCCUGGUCUACUUGGCUUACAAGGAUAUUUUUCAGCUAAAUGACUCCCAGAUGUAUGAGGUGUUCAGUGUGAUCAGGGACAUGGGAGCCAUCGCCCAGGUGCACGCAGAGAACGGUGACAUCAUUGCUGAGGAGCAGAAGAGGAUUCUGGGAUUGGGUAUCACUGGUCCAGAGGGACACGUUCUGAGCCGCCCAGAGGAGGUGGAGGCCGAGGCCGUCAACCGGGCUGUGACCAUCGCCAAUCAGACCAACUGUCCGCUCUACAUCACCAAAGUAAUGAGCAAGAGUGCUGCUGAUGUCAUCGCCCAGGCUAGGAAAAAAGGUACCGUGGUGUACGGGGAGCCCAUCUCAGCCAGCCUGGGGACAGACGGCACUCACUACUGGAGCAAGAACUGGGCCAAAGCUGCAGCCUACAUCACAUCUCCACCCCUCAGCCCCGACCCCACCACCCCGGACUAUCUCAACUCCCUGCUGGCCUGUGGUGAUCUGCAGGUGACAGCCAGUGCCCACUGCACCUUCAACACCUCCCAAAGGGCUGUUGGCAAGGAUAAUUUCACCCUGAUCCCAGAGGGAACUAACGGCACUGAGGAGAGAAUGUCCAUCAUCUGGGACAAGUGUGUGGUGACCGGUAAGAUGGAUGAAAACCAGUUUGUGUCUGUGACGAGCACCAACGCUGCCAAGAUCUUUAACCUGUACCCACGGAAGGGCCGUAUCGCCGUGGGCUCUGAUGCUGACCUGGUGCUCUGGGACCCCGACGCCACCAAAAUCAUCUCUGCUAAGAGUCACCACCUGGCGGUGGAGUACAACAUCUUUGAGGGGAUUGAGGUGCGUGGAGCUCCUCUGGUGGUGAUCAGCCAGGGGAAGAUCGUCCUAGAGGAUGGGAACCUGCACACCACUGAGGGUUCUGGACGCUACAUCACCCGUAAACCCUUCCCAGACUACGUCUACAAGAGGAUAAAGGCCCGAAGCAGGCUUGCUGAGCUGCGCGGAGUCCCACGAGGUCUAUAUGACGGUCCAGUGUGUGAGGUCACUGUGACACCUAAGAUCAUGACCCCUGUCACUUCUGGUAAGACUUCUCCGAUCAAAACUGCUCCUCAACCAGUUCGCAACCUGCACCAGUCUGGAUUCAGCCUGUCUGGGGCUCAAAUUGACGACAACGUCCCUCGUCGUACCACUCAACGCAUUGUGGCGCCCCCAGGUGGCAGGGCCAACAUUACCAGCCUGGGAUAAAAUCAUUUACACCACAGAGGAAAAUAAAGGAUGGGGUGGGAUGGGGGGGGUUAAAGAAACUUGGGCUUUUUCUCCGGGACUGGUCCAAGCAUCUGGACAUCCGUCCCAACAAGCACACCUCCACUUCCUCCAACACUUCAGUCCGUUCACCGACCCCCAACCCCCAUCCUUCUAGCACCUGUUCUUUGAAUGUGUGUUACGUUUCAGGAUGACUUGGCAUUAAACUGGGUUAUGUGCUGGAAUAGUUGGCUAUGUUCAGACUAGCAUACUACUAAUUCUUCAGUAUGUAUACUAUUCAUAGUACGAGAGUUUUCUUUGUGCACUGAACCACCUACUACAUUUUGCAAAAUGUGCAGUAUGCAACAGAGCAUAUUGCACUACGUACUGUAUCCCAUAAUGCAAUGCAACCAUCCAUUUCACAUGUGACGAAUGAACUGGAAAUAAUAUCAGCAUCUUUUUUGAAAUUUUCUUAUUUAAUCAGUGUCUAAAUUAGGAUUUUCUUUACAUGCAAUUAGAUUAAAAUGCAAAAUAAAUCAUUUAUUUCCGACUUGAUAAAUGUGACAUAAACAUGCAAUGCAAAAAUUUUGUUUUUUGCCAAGUGUUUCUGAAACUUAGUAAGCUACAUUCAAAGAACAGGAACUAGUACUCUAUCCGUCAUUUGCCUCCAUACUUUAAUGUUUUUAUUUGUUUGCAUUCUGGAAAAGAACAGCACAAAACUCCCGCCUGUAUCGUUUAGUAUUAAACGUGCUGUUGCCAUUUUGAUUUGUUGUUUUUCCUUGUAGGAAGAGUCGAUGAGUUAUUUAUUGUUUAGGAUGCAUUUUACAUUUUGCAAAAGUGUCAAUUUUUCCACAAAAGCCUGAUUUAUUAAAAGUUUUUAGAAUGUUGUUUUAUAAUGAACUUAAUAGUUUCUUUUUUUAUUUUAUUUUUUUGUACGUAUGUUCUGAUUUCGGUUUCAGUGUUUCAAUGCUCCCUGAAAUCCCUCACGUUUGUCUUCCUCACGUGUUUGCACUUCUUUAUUUUCUCGUUAUUUAACUGCAGUUUUGGAGCAAAAAAAGAAGAAAAAGACUAACAGUGGUGUUGUUGGCCAUGGUGCGCAGUCCUGUGGGGUUUUGGUGUGAUUUGAAUUCACUCAUUUUUCGCUGUAAAUGUCAAACUGUCCGUUCCUACUUUGUCCCACAGUUUACACAAAGGGGGUCUCACCAGAAAGAAUACAAUACAGUUGAGAAAAUAAUGGAAAACUCUCUGGGCGAACAACAGCUCGAGAGAGAGCUGCUCUUUUUCACCCUUUCAUUUCGGUUUAGGAUGAAGGCGGUGACCAUAGCAACGGUCCCGAUCGCUCGGCGUGGAUGCUGAUUAGAUACGACAGCCGUGCCGUGUUGGAGCAUUGCCCCGGUAACCUCUUCUCACCGGGGGUUUUAUUCGUGCGGUGGAUCUCGGCACGGGUUCAACCGUUUCCCGUGACAUCACAGCCGCUCCGCGGGGCAGCUACACACCCCCUCUCUCCCGUCCCGCAACACAACCGACCUUUACCGUGAGGACAUUUUGAAGGUUGCAGCGACUCUGUCUCUCAAACGGAUCGUCCGGCAUGAGUAAGGUUGAUCAGUGUUAGUCUGAAUUAAACGUUCGGUCACAAUGAUUUUCUUACGUUGCAGCUCUGCUUUGUUUUUAUAAAUCGUCUUGCCUGCCUAUUCACCAAGUGAUACAGUUCUUGAUUAAUGUCUGUGAGUGUUAUGACAAGCUGAACAUUUCUCAUGGAAGAUGUGUACAGAAUUCAUCAUUCUUCAUGUCUUUGAUUGUUAAAAUAAAAUGCAGUUGUGAACAAAA
Molecule: messenger RNA, 3849 nt
Organism: Ctenopharyngodon idella (grass carp)
Lineage: Eukaryota; Metazoa; Chordata; Actinopteri; Cypriniformes; Xenocyprididae
Gene: dpysl2a
Product: dihydropyrimidinase like 2a
Exons: 14
Coding region: 304-2025 (573 amino acids)
Cellular component (GO): cytosol; cytoplasm
Molecular function (GO): hydrolase activity, acting on carbon-nitrogen (but not peptide) bonds, in cyclic amides
Source: RefSeq, a predicted model, not a curated record